AUCAGCCCCUUCCUCAUCCGAUCAAUAUUAUAAUUUUCAGAUUCAGUCAGAUGUCCUUCUGCUCACUCUGUCUUCUGGGUCAUCAGGAUCUUGUUAUAUCCUUUUCCGAAUACAAAUAACCUUCUUCCCCUGCUCUGAUUGCCGUGCUGGAAAUGAGUCGACAAGAGGUUGUCGAUCCGGAGGACCGCCAGAUCGUGGAGAAGUUGGCCAAAUUGCAGAGCAUGUACAGCCAGAUCGUUGGCCUUCGGACAUUGUUGCCGGAGAAGCUCAUCAAUCCAACCAGAUUCGCUCUGGAGAAUCCGGAUGGCUAUGACCCUGAGAAGCUUGCGACUUACUUGCAGGAUGCAGCGCAAGCGGGCAUUCGGGAAGUCGAAAGAUUCAAAAGGGACUGGCACAGUGACGACGUGCGAGAACUAUGGCACGCUGUGAAUGCUGGAGAUGUACCCCAGGGUGGAGACGCCUGGACGUUGGAUUACGAGAAUCUCCUUGUCAAGAACGGUGAUAAGCACGCCGUAUCAACCAUGGUAAAUGGCUUCAGCCAUGACUCGCAUACACAGACCGAUGCGGAGAUUACCAAGAUAGUCAGCGAUUUCCGAUCAAGACAUCCCGAGCUGAAAAUCAACGUGUUGGAUGCUGCUCAUCCUGUGCCAGUUGAUGUUGGCCUGGGCCAGCUCGAGUUCCGCAUCGAAAGAGACCAGUCUGCAAGUGACGCUACUUUCAAGGUAUUGGGCAAACCUGGUACCGAAACCUUUGCUCUGCGUGAUGAUAUCCUCGAGACCAUUCAGAAGGUUGGCGGCAGAAGCAAUCUGGCCGUGUUGUUGGAAACGACGGCUGCUUACCACGAUAUCAAGACUCGCGCUUGUGAUAAAUGCAACAAGCUGGUCAACACCAAAUUACAACUACCGCUGAUCCGGCAGUUGAAGAGUGCAACAAGCGACGGCAAGUUCGAAUUCCUGGCGCUUCAUCCAGACUGCGCGUGACGACAUCUGGGAACCAGUCUCAGCCCACCCGGCUUUUCGAGGCAAUGAGCAUCAUAGGCGUCUAGAAGUUCCUGAUGAACGAAAACUGGAGCCACCGCCAUGGAGGGCCAUAGUACGAGUCUCGGCAUAAAGCAUUGGUCGUAUGCUGUGCAGCGAGUAUCGGCACAAUGAAGCAUCAGCGAGGGUAAGACGGUGAAGUCAGCAAGUAUAACUUAUGGUGGGUUGCUAGCAACAUCAUGAUGUGCACCAGCGUUUUCUCUGCUUGAUGUUUCUUGGGAGCCUGUUAUCAUAAAGGGGUGGGACCUAGAAAGACUCUAGGGUCGAUAUUCGCAUGAAUCAGAACGACAAUCUGAGCAUGUUAACAAACAGUCAUCGUGGACAUGAACGAGUCUUGGGCUUCACACGGCUUGGCGACUCCUGGAGGACUAGACACGCUUCACACCCGGACAAGAAUAGCGGUAUCCGUGAAUGCAAUGUCGCCCUGUGAAGACUGACGACGAUGCAGCCACUCCAGGUCAAUCAAGAGGAAGGACAGCCGAGGGUACAUUGCUUCUGAACCUCAGCCCGUCUGCAGAGAUAUGGUACAUUGGCAACGGCGGCAAGACACCAGCCUGUGCUUUGUGCAGAAAGCAUCAGCUGAAUCGUAUCAACCACUUUUGAGGUGCAGAAGGCCAGCUGCCCAUCGGACCAAGGCCACAUCUCGCCAUCAGACCACCCCUCUACCUCACUCUCUGCAUAUUCACGUUGAGCAUGAAUGCAGGAUAGCAAUCGAUUCUGCUAGAAGUUGUUUGUUCAAUCACAUAUUCAGCAGCACUAGCAUUGUCUGAACGACCUUCCCAACGAGACACGUUAUGAUGGAAAGUCUUUCCGACGCCGAAAAGUUGACUUCGGUUACUGUUGGCGGGCACAAAGGUACCUCCAAACAUGUGCGACUACAAUCGUGGGAGUGCUUGACCGGCAGCUGCGCCAACCUCAGCCUACAAAGACCACCACCCACCACGACGAAGGCUUCGACUUGGACGACCGGAGCAGUGUCGGAACAAUUCCAACCCUCGAGAAAGCGAACGUCUGAUGGGAGCGUCAAGGAUGAUCAGGCUUGGAAGACGUCCGAUUUGGAGGACAGUCUGCUUUCGAUAUCGAGCUUAGAGGAUACUACACAAGUUCAGGUGGCUAUGGACAUGGACAUAUUGCGACGUCGGAUUGCUACCAUUCAGGCUUGGGAGAGAGGCGCCGUGGCAAGAUCCUGUACAGGGAGACGCGACCACGCGGCAGGGAAGCAACAAGGAAAGGGUAGGAUUAGCAGCGACCAGCGACAGAACAGCAUUUUGGAUUGGAAGGAAGAGGUCUUGCGUUGACAGCCGCGGGCAAGAAAAGGAGGAAAUAUCAGGGCACUAUCAUGUGCAUGAGUAGCAGGGCUGGUGUUCUUCCACGUUGACAACUAUCGGCUUGCACGAUGAAUCCAAGCAAUGAGGCAGGUUGUAUCUCAGUCUGCGAGUGCAUACUCAGUUCAAUGAAUAAUGAAUGAUGAAUCUGGGC
Exophiala xenobiotica is the source of this 2516-nucleotide messenger RNA. RefSeq lists its product as uncharacterized. The record is from RefSeq and is a predicted model, not a curated record. The transcript has 3 exons. Lineage: Eukaryota; Fungi; Ascomycota; Eurotiomycetes; Chaetothyriales; Herpotrichiellaceae. The coding region runs from base 153 to 980 and encodes 275 amino acids. Gene Ontology annotation, cellular component: mediator complex.